ACGCAUUCAGUUUAUGCCAGCCGGAGAAAACAACCAGUUUUGCGUACGCGUAUAGCAGCAGCAUCGGAAAAGUGAGGUGGCUUUUCUUCACCGAAACGAACGCGCGGCACUCGGGCCACUUUUUGGUGUGCGGUGUCCUACGUAGAGGCGCGUAGUAAAUGUAUCUGCUUUUUGUUUGGCGUUCUUCUUCACCACACAAACCAAUCUCAUCGUUCGCAUUUGUUUGUUUAUCUGUGGCGCAUGUGAGUGUUUGAAUGUGUCGUCCCUCCCGCUCAUCGUAGGCAAAUAGUGCAGAAACGACGUACGUGUCACUACGUGUGCCGUGAUUAGCAGAGCGUAGCAGUUUGUCGCACAAGGAUCGGUUCACGGAAGCACGGGAAGCACAACAGUUCGGACACAACCACAGCAGAUCAGGCAGACACCAUGGCCGAGGUUGUGGAGGAAGUGAUCGCACAGAUCCAGGAAAAUCUGACCGCCACCGUUGAGGGGGCUGUCGAGGAAGGAGCCGCAACGAACGCAACCGGGAAAACGCCAUCAACGCCGGAAGGUAUGGCGCUAGCAUAUGGCACGCUGGUCGUGAUGGCCCUGCUGCCAAUCUUCUUCGGCUCACUGCGUUCCGUCAAGCAUCACAAGGAACAGUCGACGGCUUUUGCGAAAACGGGCGAAAAGCCGGACACGAUGUCCUCCAAGGACGCGAUGAUGUUCCCCAUCAUGGCAUCGUGCGCCCUGUUCGGGCUGUACAUGUUCUUCAAGAUCUUCUCGAAGGAAAACAUCAACUACCUGCUGACGGGCUACUUUUUCUUCCUCGGUGUGAUGGCCCUGUCGCAUCUGCUUAGCCCGGUCAUCAGCUCGCUGAUUCCGGCCUCCAUCCCGAAGAUUCCGUACCACCUGUCGUUCGUGCAGGGUCCGCAGGAGGGUGGCGAAAAGAAAAGCAAGGAAAAGAAGUACCUCAUCGAUUACCGGUUCACGACGCACGACGUGGUGUGUUUCAUCGUGGCACUCAUCAUUAGCGUGUGGUAUCUGGUGCAGAAGCACUGGAUCGCCAACAAUCUGCUCGGUCUGUCGUUUGCCGUGAAUGGGGUCGAGUUGCUGCACCUGAACAACAUCGCGACCGGAUGCAUUUUGCUGUGCGGUCUGUUUGUGUACGACAUCUUCUGGGUGUUUGGCACGAACGUGAUGGUUACGGUGGCGAAAUCGUUCGAGGCGCCCAUCAAGAUCGUGUUCCCCCAGGACCUUAUGACGAACGGGCUGUCGGCAUCGAACUUUGCCGUGCUCGGGCUGGGCGAUAUCGUCAUACCGGGCAUUUUCAUUGCGUUGCUGCUGCGCUUCGACAAUAGCUUGAAGCGUAAAAGCAAGACCUACUUCUACGCCACAUUCAUCGCGUACUUCGUCGGUCUCCUGGCAACGAUAUUCGUAAUGCACGUGUUCAAACACGCACAACCUGCGCUGCUGUACCUGGUGCCGGCCUGCUUAGGUACCCCGCUGCUGCUCGCGGUGCUCAAGGGUGAUCUGAAGAAACUGUUAGCAUACGAAGACCACCCGGAGGAGAAGCCGAAGGUGUCGAAAAAAGAAAACAACGCCAACGCGGAAAAAUCUACACCGCCCGCGAAAAAGGAAACGAAAGCAAAGAAGGAAGCGAAAAAGGCCAAGUAAACUCGAUCUCAACGUCCGGCAACCGCUCCAUCCUUCUUCUCUCCAAUUCUUUCUCCCUCUCUUCCCAACUCUUUGCUCGUCAAGGAUUGAUUGUGUGACCUUCUUUAGAUGCUAUAAGUAUCCUCUGUUAUAGUGCAAGUGAGAGUUAAGACCGUAAAAUCUACAAUCACCGUACAAGUUUGAAGAAAAACCAGCUCCAUUCGUAUACAAAUGCAACUUUUCAAACUUAUCGGAAGAAGAGGAAUUGCGUGUGCAAAGCCCGCAGCCUUUAGGACCAUUUUGUUAGACAUUUGAUGGGCUUUCUGUCCACCCUUUUGUGCAGUGAUUCUGGGAUGUAAAUUAUUACUAGUGUCGGUAUUUAGGUUUUGUUUCAUUUAUCUACGCGACACCUAUUACCACUACUACUGCCCGGCAGCAGCAAUAGUUCGUGUGCAAUAACAAUAAAACGCCAACAGCACAAACUUACUAAGUUACUUACACGGGCGCGUUUCUAGCAAGCGAUAAAGUUUUCCACAGUACACAGACAUACAGCCAGCUCGGAGGCGGAGGAACCUAUUUGACUGAAAAUCCUAUAUUAUUUGACUGAGAAGUGAACCGUCGAAUUGAAACAACAAUCCCCCCACAUGGGAGGAGUGGAUGAAAACUGGCAUCCAAAUUCGAUUGGCGAAGUCGUGCUAGAAAAAAAAAAUCAUAGGCAAAUUUUGAUACAGCGCCACUAGGAGACCGGGGGUGGGCCAAAUGGGAAUGCCCACCCCACCAGCAGUGCAGCAGUGGGAUGUAAAAUACUAUAAAUGUAAAUUGAGGGCAGCGCAACCUCUGGAGGAAACAUUCACAAUUUGCGGUUCCAAUAAAGUAUUUUAAUCUCUCGGAGGAUGCUUUGUGAA
Anopheles stephensi (Asian malaria mosquito) is the source of this 2537-nucleotide messenger RNA. Its product is annotated as minor histocompatibility antigen H13-like. Gene Ontology annotation, molecular function: aspartic endopeptidase activity, intramembrane cleaving. Gene Ontology annotation, cellular component: membrane; cytoplasmic side of endoplasmic reticulum membrane; lumenal side of endoplasmic reticulum membrane. The transcript has 2 exons. The record is from RefSeq and is a predicted model, not a curated record. Gene Ontology annotation, biological process: membrane protein proteolysis. Lineage: Eukaryota; Metazoa; Arthropoda; Insecta; Diptera; Culicidae. Bases 424 to 1653 code for a protein of 409 amino acids.